AUGAAGACCUUCACCACCUUCGCUUUUGCUGCCUCUGUGCUGGCACAGACUGUCAGCGGACACUACAUCUUCGAGUACCUCACUGCCAACGGCGUGAAGGGUGGUGCCUACCAGAACAUCAGGCAAAACACCAACAACAACUCGCCUGUGACCGACCUCGAGUCCAACGACCUCCGCUGCAAUGUUGGCGGUGCGGACGGCAGCUCGACCAGCACCGUCUCCGUCACCGCUGGCAGCUCCGUCGCUUUCACUGCCGACAUCGCUGUUUACCACCAGGGUCCCACCUCCUUCUACAUGACCAAAGUUGACGAUGCGGCGGCGGCGGACGGCAGCACUCCGUGGUUCAAGAUCAAGGAUAUCGGACCCACCUUCUCCGACGGCCAGGCGACCUGGGACCUCGAGACGACGUACAACGUGACCAUCCCCAACUGCCUGCCUGCCGGCGAGUAUCUUCUGCGCAUCCAGCAGCUCGCGAUCCACAACCCCUGGCCGUCCGGAAUCCCCCAGUUCUACAUCUCGUGCGCUCAGGUGAAGGUGACGGGCUCAGGAAGCGGCUCGCCCAGCCCGACCGUCUCCAUCCCCGGCGCAUUCAAGGAGACGGAUCCCGGCUACACUGUCAACAUCUACAACAACUUCAGCAACUACACUGUUCCCGGUCCGGAGGUGUGGACGUGCUAA
Messenger RNA from Diplodia corticola, 678 nucleotides. Its product is annotated as glycoside hydrolase family 61 protein. The transcript has 5 exons. The coding region runs from base 1 to 678 and encodes 225 amino acids. The record is from RefSeq and is a predicted model, not a curated record. Lineage: Eukaryota; Fungi; Ascomycota; Dothideomycetes; Botryosphaeriales; Botryosphaeriaceae.